AUGGACCCGACACUCUUGAUCAACGACAUUGUCGAGCACGAUACAUCAAAGAAGAAGCCUGUACAGUUUGACGACGUCCAGAUAUCCUCCACCGGUUUCCCGCAGCACAAACGACGAUGGAAAACAUCCGCUUUCAAGCAGAGGCGCGCGGGACAGGCAGCUGACGCACCGCAUGAGUCUAAAUCUGAGGCCACAAAACUCCAGGGCUCUCUGUCCAACGCGGAUUUAGAAACUGUUGAGAAGCAGCGCAUCGAUCGGGAGAAUCAACAAAAGCUUGACAGCAUGAGUCCCGCCGAAAUCGCCCAGGCUCAGCAAGAAAUUAUGAAUGGUCUAAAUCCUGCGCUCGUUCAGAGAUUACUAUCACGAGCCAAUAUUGACGAGCAAAAUGGCCCUUCGCCAUUUGAUCCGCCGAUGCCCGAGAAAGAGGAAACGCCCGAGCCUCCGCCUACAAUCAAAGUUGAGGAUGCAGACAAGAGCGAGGCUUCAAAGAACAGCCAAGCAGCUCCCGCUCGACCUCCCAAGCCGUCAGUAGAGUCAGUACCAGAGAAUGACUCUUCAACACCACGAACGACUUCUGUCAAGAAGAUUGCAGACGACUACGAUGAGGAUAAAGCCCCGCCUCAAAUACCGCCAGAUCUAUUCCCUAUCACCGACCAACCCAAGUCGGUUCACUUCCCUGUUCCGCCAACUUUACCCGACCUCGACCCUUCCGACCCGGACUUCCUCGCUACACUUCACAAAAAAUACUUUCCUAAUCUCCCAGCCGACCCAAGCAAGCUCGCAUGGAUGGCACCGAUCCCGACGGAGGAUAGUCCAGCUGACAAAGAUUCUUCAUACUAUCCUCACCCCGAGAUCGCGGUAAAUGCCUUGCGCUUCGAUUUCAAGGGCCGAUUUUUGUCUCCUAGAGUCAGUCGAUCCAUCCCUUCGUCAAAGGGCUUACACCAUCAUGGUGAUGCCCCAGAGGCUGCAGGGUAUACAGUUGCGGAACUAGCUCAUCUCGCGAGGAGCGCUGUGCCUGCGCAAAGAUGUAUGGCUUUUCAAACAUUGGGAAGGGUUCUAUAUCGCCUUGGGCUUGGUGAAUGGGGUAAAGGUGAAGAUGAUCAUAUCGCCAUGGGAGUGUGGGGUGCUGUUAAGAAGGGACGGGUAUUGGACAGCUUGACAGAAGCUGCCAUGGCAGAAGGUGGUCACCGAGGCAGUCGUGCUUAUGCCACCGAGGCUCUCUGGUUGUUUGAGAAGGGUGGUUGGAGAGAGAAGUUCAAGGGCAGGUAA
Messenger RNA from Fusarium venenatum, 1269 nucleotides. Its product is annotated as RPAP1-like protein. Gene Ontology annotation, biological process: transcription by RNA polymerase II. NCBI's taxonomy places the organism in Eukaryota, Fungi, Ascomycota, Sordariomycetes, Hypocreales, Nectriaceae. The record is from RefSeq and is a predicted model, not a curated record.